This is a messenger RNA of Bipolaris sorokiniana ND90Pr, 453 nucleotides long. RefSeq lists its product as uncharacterized. Bases 95 to 406 code for a protein of 103 amino acids. Lineage: Eukaryota; Fungi; Ascomycota; Dothideomycetes; Pleosporales; Pleosporaceae. The transcript has a single exon. The record is from RefSeq and is a predicted model, not a curated record.
AUGGAAAAAGGGUAAAACGGAAGCAGAUUCAAGGCCCUUGGUUGGAAGGGGAAUUAUUAUAAGUAAGUAGUAUAGUUACGGGAUCAAGGAUGGGAUGGGAGGACUAAGAAGAGGACCAAGGUCUGUAAUGUUACUUUCGUAUGGUAAUAAAACAAGAAAGAUUGCCUGCGGCAGCGCGUGUGGGUUUCCCGGAUGUGGUUGGGUUGGCCUUGCACGGCUUAGGUACAGCGGGGAAGGAGAGAAGAUAGGGCGGAUCGACGAUCUAGUGCGUGGCGCGGCGUGUUUGACGCUUGACCUGUUUUGCACGCCUUUGUGUGCUUGCAUGGGUUUGGGUGGAUGGGCAUGGUUUGGUUUAGUUGGGGGGCGGCUGAGCUGGGCGUGCGGUCUAGUGGACUGUAGUUCGUAAUGGUACCAUUAACUAUAAUUGGUGUUGGCGGGAACGGCAAACGGGCG